Molecule: messenger RNA, 1337 nt
Organism: Nicotiana tabacum (common tobacco)
Lineage: Eukaryota; Viridiplantae; Streptophyta; Magnoliopsida; Solanales; Solanaceae
Source: RefSeq, a predicted model, not a curated record
UCUCUUCAAAUCAAAUGCACAAAAUUCUAGGUUCUAUUUUAUCCAACGAGAGGCCUGGAAACUUCCAAUGUCACGGAAAAAAAAGAUGAUUUGUUGAUGAUUUCCCUCUUCCUAUUUACAGUCGUCUCGUCUCGUCUCCUUCCUUGUAUAGUCUGUCAAUCUCCUCCACCUAAACCCCAAGAAAGAGAGAGCGGGAACUGGGUUAGGUAGUAAGAUGAGCUCUUCAAGCUCACCUGGUCGAUCUCGAGGAGGAGAAAAGGAGCAAAGAGCAAGGACUUUUGACACUGAAGCGAAGAAGAUGUGCUGGGCCAAGGCGGAGACUGUACCUGGUCGACAUCCCGAACGCUGGCGCAAAGAUUCCGCCGGAAACGUUGUCUGUAAACGCUUUGCCAAUUGUCAAGGCUGCCUUUGCUUUGAAUAUGACCACAUUAUUCCCUUCUCCAAAGGGGGUGAGUCCAUAGUGGAGAACUGCCAGAUCCUUCAAACAAGGGUAAACAGGCUUAAAGCCAACAAGGAUGAGAUUGAUAUUAAUCAGCUAAAAAGCUACUCUUGCGAUAUCAAGUUCACUGACUCUAUAUUCUGCUGUUUCGCAAUAAGUUAUUACAGAACCUACCUUGUGACACAACAGCUUAGGCAACUUCAGAUUAUGGAUCUGGUAACUGAUAAGGAGCUCGAUGUAAUUGAAAUGGCUGUUUAUGGGGAUGUUAUCCGCCCUGGAAACCAAUGUCGUUGUAGAACUGUUGCAGAACUGCUAGGCCAAUACAAGUCAAAGGAUAUAUCUGCUCCCUGCAAGUUACCAUAUGCUGAUGAAUCCUUAUAGCAAAGGGAACUCAGGGCUGGAUAUACAUUUGUCCAACAACAACUACGCUUCAGUCCCAAACAAAUUGGGUAGGCAUACAUUUCACCAACAACAACUACCCCGCAGUCCCAAACAAAUUGGGUGGGCAUACAUUUCUCCAACUUCAUUUUUUUUUUCAGAAGUCAUUAAUAUGUUGCAUUUUAAAAGCUUAAAGUAGAGUUUAAAUUCUUAGGUAGCUCAGCAGCCUAUUGAGUGAAUUGUUGUAGCUUUGGUGGAUAACUGUGUCACACAGUGAACUUAAGUGUUCCGAGUGGGUCUCAAUGGCAUUCCUUAAGAUGGAAGGCAAAUAAUUCUAAAGCCAUUUACAACAGCAGAUCUUGUUUCGUGACCUUCUGAAUCCUUAAAAUGGAUUAGUAUAGCAGGAUUCAUAUAGCUAAUCCUGACCAGUUCAUAGAGAGUCUAUUAUACCUAAAAACACAGACCAGCAAACUUGUUUGUUUUUGUCAGUUCUUCAAGUAUUACUACGUGUUCAGUUUAA